UUGUUUAUUUCAAACGUAGGCGGCAGCAGUCUAGUCAAAUAUGGCAACAGCAAUGGAAGUAGAUCCACCGUCAAGCUCAACUUCCAAAGGGGAUACAAAGAAACGAUUUGAAGUUAAGAAGUGGAAUGCUGUAGCACUUUGGGCUUGGGAUAUUGUUGUUGACAACUGCGCGAUAUGUAGGAAUCACAUCAUGGAUUUAUGUAUUGAGUGCCAAGCUAACCAGGCCUCAGCGACGUCUGAUGAAUGUACAGUGGCCUGGGGAGUGUGCAAUCAUGCAUUUCAUUUCCAUUGCAUUUCCCGUUGGUUGAAGACAAGACAAGUAUGUCCAUUAGACAACAGAGAAUGGGAAUUUCAAAAAUAUGGGCGUUAAUAGUUUGGUUUACAUUCUCCUAUCAAAAAUAUUCAGAGGACACACAUCCGAGGAACACGGUCAUGAUAGUGCCCCAAUGAUUUAAGUCCAUCAAUCUACCAAAACAAAAUGUAGUAUUCAAUUAAUAAAGAAUAAUUAAAUUUGAUAGGAGAAUUAUUUCAAAACAAGUUAUUUAUGCAAAGUUAACUGUUUAACUUAGCCCGGCAUACCUUAUGAGAUUUUUGUCGUCAGAAUUAUUAGUUUAAUCAAACAAUAUCUAAUAGGGUAUGCCGAGCUUUAGACGUAUCCGACAGAUAUGUUCAAAUAUGAUUGUACUGCCAUAACACUGAAAAAACUAUCUGAAUAGUGGUAAAAGCUUUUGCUUUUGGUCUCAAAUUGAUCCAUACUCUAAGACUAUGAGGCAAUAUAAAACCGACUAACUAAAGCCAGGCCAUCACUACGUUGUAUGGCCGACGAAUGCACUCACCGUUACAGUCUGAACAGAUCAUCAAGAGUGAUCCGUUGUGCACGUCGUAGCAUUGCGUUCUCCGUAGUCAUGUCGACUGACGGGCACAGCAAGUGCUCAUCUUAACAUGCCUCAGUCUGAUGGCAGCUUGUACCUUCCAAGAAGUAUCUGAUAUAUCUACCAGCUUUUUGCAAAGUACCAUACAGUAAGAUGUCAAGAAGUAUCUUGUAAGUUAACAAGUUACAAAAUUUCAGAACUGUAUUGUACACUCAUUGAAUAAAAAAAAAGACAAGGAAAAC
This is a messenger RNA of Anneissia japonica, 1114 nucleotides long. RefSeq names its product RING-box protein 1. Gene Ontology annotation, cellular component: nucleus; cullin-RING ubiquitin ligase complex. Gene Ontology annotation, molecular function: zinc ion binding; cullin family protein binding; ubiquitin protein ligase activity. The transcript has 5 exons. The record is from RefSeq and is a predicted model, not a curated record. Gene Ontology annotation, biological process: protein ubiquitination; ubiquitin-dependent protein catabolic process. The coding region runs from base 41 to 370 and encodes 109 amino acids. Lineage: Eukaryota; Metazoa; Echinodermata; Crinoidea; Comatulida; Comatulidae.